AUGACCAACUCGUGCUGCUCCCCUUGCUGCCAGCCUACGUGCUGCAGGACUACCUGUUGCAGGACCACCUGCUGCCAGCUCAGCUGCUGUUCAGUUUGCUGUACCCCCGUGUACUGCAGGAGAAUUUGCUACCACCCCACCUGCUGCUGCUUGCCUGGGUGCCUAGCCCAGGGCUGUGGAUACAACUGCUGCUAG
Molecule: messenger RNA, 195 nt
Organism: Mirounga angustirostris (Northern elephant seal)
Lineage: Eukaryota; Metazoa; Chordata; Mammalia; Carnivora; Phocidae
Product: keratin-associated protein 9-3-like
Exons: 2
Coding region: 1-195 (64 amino acids)
Cellular component (GO): keratin filament
Source: RefSeq, a predicted model, not a curated record